CGAACUUCUAACACUCAGAGUCCAAAUUCUUGUUACAUCUAUCCUUCCUAGCAGAUAACGUUUCCAACAUGACUUUCCUUAAAGCCUUUUCUUUUGCUCUUGCUCUUGCGUCAGCGGUUCACGCAAAACCAAUCUCUAACUCACCGACUAGAGUAGUUGCUCGACAAGCCCCACCGGAACCAUCGUCGUAUCCACUGGGUGAUGCUUGCACGAAUGAGUGGAGGUACCUAAACUUCGACCCCGAUAAUGAAACCGACAAGGCCCACCUAGAGCUGCUUCACAACAUCCUCUGCAGCGGCGAAAUGUUAGCCAUCACCAGCUAUGGAGCGGGUGCAGCGGAGAGGGCUCUUAAGCCAUAUUUGCGUCAUUUUGGGCUCAACGAGGAGCAGGACGAUCCUGCAGAGAGACCUGAUGAGUACCACUUCCAGAACCACGUCAAGAAUGUCUUGAACUUGCUCGCUGGUGAUGGUGAGAACAAUGUCAAACUUGGGGCUGUCGUGGGAAGCUUUGUCGUCGACAACAAAGACUUUGGUGCAGACAUUCCAAAUGCAUCUAACUGUGAUGGACGUACUUACGCGUAUACCCUGGUCGAUGAACCAGUUGAUCAACAGGAGAAGAUCCAUUUCUGCGACAUAACCUGGACGGGCCGUUUAGAAAGCAUUGCAGACAUUGACUGCGGUGCUCUUGACCCCUAUCCUAGCGUAAAAAUGGACAGUAUCUCCCGUAUAAUCCUCCACGAAUGGACACACUACAGUUCGGUGGGUCCAAAAACUUCUUUGGAGGACAAAAUUCAGGACAGACUCAACGAUGAUGGAGUAUCUGCCUAUGAACCUGAUCGAACCCAUGGUCUUAUCGACCCUGAACAGGACGACGACCCGGUCGGCGCAUCCCUCAACGCCGACAACUAUGCAUGGAUGGCCUUGGAUGCAUACGUUAGUCGCAUCUGCGCUACAGAUCCUAGUGGUGACAACUGGCAGACAUUCUUCACCGAGAAUCCUCCCGACUACGAGCGCGAAGAUGAUUCCGACCCUGAGACACCACCUUCCUCGAGGGCUUAG
Bipolaris sorokiniana ND90Pr is the source of this 1058-nucleotide messenger RNA. RefSeq lists its product as uncharacterized. Bases 69 to 1058 code for a protein of 329 amino acids. The transcript has 3 exons. NCBI's taxonomy places the organism in Eukaryota, Fungi, Ascomycota, Dothideomycetes, Pleosporales, Pleosporaceae. The record is from RefSeq and is a predicted model, not a curated record. Gene Ontology annotation, molecular function: metallopeptidase activity.